This is a messenger RNA of Chelonus insularis, 3047 nucleotides long. RefSeq lists its product as uncharacterized. The transcript has 4 exons. NCBI's taxonomy places the organism in Eukaryota, Metazoa, Arthropoda, Insecta, Hymenoptera, Braconidae. The record is from RefSeq and is a predicted model, not a curated record. The coding region runs from base 490 to 1938 and encodes 482 amino acids.
ACCAAUCGAUCCAGGAGGUAUACAUAGUGGCGCAGAAGCCAGUGAGUUUACUAAGGGCCUGGACAUUGAAAAGAAGAGGGGAUAAUCACUCAGUGAAAUAUUUACUUAUGAUCCUCAUCGUUUUUUGAAGUUACUUUAGUUGACAUUUUGCUUAGCUGUUGGUUGCAUAGUAGUUGUAGUUGUAUUAUUAAUUACUAUCGUCUGUGUUAUUGACAGUUUUUAUAGAACAUUUUUCAUUAUUUAAGGGAGUGUGAGUGUUGGUGUCAUAUAUGUGCUCUUUCGAUCAUCAUUUUAACGGAUUUUUCUGAGAGUUUUUUUUGUUUACAUUCAUCAUUUAUUUCAUCAAUUUUAUCAUCAUUAUUCAGUCUCGAAAAUUAUUUAAAUAAUUAUUAAUAAAACAUGAGACGAUUUUAAACAAAAAAGAAAAAAUAUCUACCAUUUAUUAGGAAUAACUUUUGAUCAAAAAGAAAAUAAAAUAAAUAUACAAUCAUGGCUGGAGACAGAGUGGAACUUUGUGGAUUUCUUGAUGCCAAAUUACCUGGAAAUUUAAUUCGCAAAAGGCCUUUUUCUUCAUGGAAAGCAUGGCGUCGUCAUUGGUGUACUGUUCGUAAAUUAGGGCCUGGUUUAGGUGUUGAAGUUCAGCUUGAACGUGGAAUUAAUAUUGAAGGGAUGAUUGAACGUCGAGAUUCAAUAAAAAUAUCAUCAGAUUCAAUCAUUUGUCGAACUGAGUCAAGAACUAAACUAUAUGCUUUUGGAAUCUUUCCUCCUAAAGAAAGAAAACCUCUUCUUUAUUUGAGUGGGAUAUCUGAAUCUGAAACACAGAGAUGGAUGGCUAAUUUGAGACAGCUUUUAAGACCUAGAAGACAUCGAUUUAUAGAAGGAACAUUCAAUAUUUCUAUGGUCGAUAACAGUCAUUCAAGAACUGCUGGUCUUACAGGAUUGUAUGGAGACUUGGUAGCCAGUCGUUGUGGAGUAUUUAUUAAAGAUGUUCAUACAGGGAAUAUAGUUCAGAAUUUAGAAUGGAAUGAAAUGAAUCAAUUUCAUUUGACUUCAAUCGGUCAUCCGGAUGAUGUUAAAAGAAUUUGUGUGAUCCAUACAACAAAACAUUUUCGAAGUGGUAUAGGUCAACUUCACAUCUUUUGUAUAAAUGCUCAACAGCUAUUACAAAACCUCGUUACCCAGGGACGAGAGCCACGACACAAAAAUGAAGUUUUGCGACCAUUAAGUCUAAGCGAAGGAGACUUAAGAAUUUCUGAUAAUGAGACGUCUGAAAAUUUGUCCGUAAUUAAAAAUAAAGUCGUCUCAACUCUUGCACAUGCUGGUCUUGAUUUGCUGUAUCUCUCGAAAAAUGAAUGUAGUAUGAGAAAAGAUAUUGUUAAAAGUGGUGAUCAAUUAGAGAAAAUGACUGAUAACACAUUAACUCGUUAUACACGAGCUAUUGAUAAUGUUUAUGAAACCGAACCUGCUAACUUUUCGAACAUCAGCUCAAGUUUGGAAGAAUUAGAAGAACCGUUACCUAAACGAAUGUCAAACAUUUCUUUAGCUUCAGGAAUUUAUGAAGAAAUUAUCGAUAACUUUAGCAUUAAUAAAUCUAGAAUUCCCUCACAUUUAUAUGAAAAUUUACAUGAUUUUAUAAUUAAUGCUAAUAAACAAAUUCCACCACCAUUACCUCCACGAGUGCGUUGCAUUUCAGAAUCAACUAGGAACGGAAGCAUCAGUGAUAUCGAGCUGGACUCAGAAGGUGACUCAAGAUCAGUAGUAUCAAGUACGCAAGAGGAAAUAACACCAAUUUCUGAUGAAAAAAAUUCUCUCGAUCUCCAUUUUCAAAUAGAAAAUUCAGAUUAUGUUCCUAUGUCUCCGAGGCUUCAAGAUAUAGUUAUGGAGACAAGAGAAAAACCGAAUUCAUGUGAAGAACAAAUUUAUAUGAUAAUGCGAUAAAACGCACAAUAAUUUUUUUUUGAAUUAUUUAUUUAGCUAGCUACUUUGUUAUGUUUGAUCAAAUUAAUAAAUUAAUUUCAAUGGAAUAGGAAAAAUUUAUAGAUAAAAUAAUAGGUUGAACGCUAUUACUUUUUGCAAAUAUUUAGGCAAUAAUUUCCAAUUUACGGUGCCAAUAAUUUAUUUUAAUUGAAUGUUUAUAAAAAUUAUUAAAAUUUUCAUCUAGUGUAUAUGGUGCAACUUAGUGAAUUGAUAAAACAUUAAUUGAAUUAAAAAUUCUAAACAUAUCUGUAGAAGUACUUAUUCAUGUUAAAGUUAUUUUGAUGGAUCUUUAAAAAAUACGCAAGAUAUUAACUUGCCCUACGUGUUCAAGAGUUUUCAUAUCAUUCAGGAAUUAAAGUACAAAUUUGUCGAUUAUUCAUUUAUUAUUUUUAAAUCUAUCACUAAGUCGGUUUACUAAUGAUUGUAACUGUCGAAAGAAUUUUUAUAUAUAUAUACGAAAAUUACUAUAACAUAUAAUUUAAAAACUAAACGUCUUUAUUAUGACAAACUUAAUAUUCUACUACUAAAACUAAUCACUGCCUUUUUAUGUGUACCUGCAAAUAGGUUCACAUUUAAUUAAUUCAAUAAUAAAUGACAAAUAUUAGUUUUAAGCAACGAUUAUUAUAUCUAACUCAAGCUCUAAUGAAAUAUUAAAAAGUUAAGUUAUUGUAUUAUUAGUAUAAUUAUACGAUUUUUAAAUACUUUAUUAAGAUCUCUUGAAAAAUGAAAACCCCAUUUCGAUACGACUGUAUUAUUAAUGAAAGAAAUAGAUGUAUAUCUUUUUUUUGUUUAUUAGGGAUUGUUGUGCUUGUACAUUGUAAAUUUAUAUCUUGUUUUAUGAGUACUGAGAAAAAUGUGAACACUUUAAGAAUGAUGUCUACACUUGUGAUAAAAAUAAUAAAUUAAUAGAAUUCACAUGCUUUUUUAUGAAAUUAAAUAAUUUCUAGAAAAAUAAAUUCUCCCAUUUUUUAUAUAUUUGCUAUUUAUUAUAAAUUGAAUAUAAAAAUUGGAAUGAACUUUAAUUAAUUGACAAUUUUUUUUAAUACCACAAUAUAUCUUACAUUAUGAGA